Ambispora leptoticha is the source of this 586-nucleotide messenger RNA. NCBI's taxonomy places the organism in Eukaryota, Fungi, Glomeromycota, Glomeromycetes, Archaeosporales, Ambisporaceae. The record is from the annotation of a GenBank genome assembly.
AUAUCAAGCGAAAAACCGUUCAACGUUAAUGUACGCCACAGCCAUACUAGUAUCCGUGGUAGGCUUCACAUACGCCUCAGUCCCUCUAUAUCGUAUGUUUUGUCAAGCCACCGGUUUCAGUGGUACACCAAACACCAGCGACACCUCCAGAUUCAGCGCUGACCGACUUAUACCCGCAGAAAAUUCACGUCGGAUAAAAGUAACAUUUAAUGCAGACACUUCGGUCGCAUUACAAUGGCAAUUCAUUCCGCAACAACGUGAAGUUCGGGUGCUGCCUGGCGAGACAGCACUAGCAUUUUAUACGGCAAAAAAUCUUUCGGAUCAAGAUAUUAUCGGAAUAGCCACGUAUAAUGUCACACCUAUGCAAGUCGGACAAUACUUUAACAAGAUACAAUGUUUUUGUUUUGAGGAACAGAAAUUGCGAGCUGGGGAACAAGUCGAUAUGCCGGUGUUCUUCUUUUUGGACCCGGAAUUUGCUAAUGAUCCGUUAAUGAGAGAUGUGGACACAGUUACUUUAUCAUACACGUUUUUUAAGGCACGUUACGAUAAUAAUGGAAAGCUUGAACCAACACCUGUAGCAAGGUGA